Klebsormidium nitens is the source of this 1703-nucleotide messenger RNA. The record is from the annotation of a GenBank genome assembly. NCBI's taxonomy places the organism in Eukaryota, Viridiplantae, Streptophyta, Klebsormidiophyceae, Klebsormidiales, Klebsormidiaceae.
AGAAGGACUACCUAUUUAAGGUUUGCAGGCACGCGCUGCAUGCACACCGUGCUCCCAGCAUUGCGGCAAGGCGCCCAUGUUGUGCACAGUUUCCUCUUCCGAAGACAGGGUCAGACUCACAGGGUCCUUGUUGCGUAAGCAAGCUCCGCAUUGCGCUGCAACCCUCAGCAGCUUAAAGAGUCCUUGGGCCUAGCUGGUGCGGGUUGGAAUAGAGAGGCAGGAAAUUUAGGGAUUAGUGUGUGCUCGUCUGUUGGUCUGCUGCCAAGCGGGCAACAGUUGUCCCACUGUCUUACGCCCGUUCUCAAGUAGAAGGCUCGUCUGAAAUAUAGAAACCUUUCCGGCCAGGCUGCAAGCAAGCUAACAAGCCGAUGGAGACCUCGGUUAAAGUGAGGGAUAACUCAUCAGUUCCUGUGGAAAAGCAGAGUCACAAGGCCAUGAAUGACUAUGGGGCAGAGGCGUCUACCAGCGGGAGGUCUCAAGAGUCUGCUGACUCUGCUGCUGAUGCGUCAGCGGCAAUCACGGUGCAGCGCAUAUUCCGCGGACACAGGGAGAGGCGCCGAUUGGCUGACAUUGCCUUAUUAGAGCAGGAGAAGGGCUGGUCAAGCGUGCUAGACGCGUUGGCUUUACAGCAAAACAACAGUACGGAUGGGGAUGAGACAACCGUGAAGAGGUGGCUCCGGCUCAAGUCAAAGGCUUCAAAGGUUGGGAAGGGACUCGGCGCAGAUGACAAGGCGAGGCUGCUGGGCAUUAAUCACUGGUUGGAAGCGGUCGAUGCACGGCACCGUUACGGCCACAAUCUGCAACUCUACUACCAAGUAUGGCAGAAGAGCGACACUGACCAACCGUUCUUCUACUGGCUGGACGUUGGCGAGGGACAGCACGUGGAGUUGGAGGAGUGCCCCCGGAAGAAGCUGCAGGGCGAGCUCAUCAAGUACCUGACUCCGGUGGAGCGAAUGGCGUACGAGGUGGAGGUGGUCCAUGGGAAGCUGCUCAACCGGCUGAGCCAGGAGCCGAUUCACACCGACAAGGACAAGAAGUGGAUCUUCGUGAUGGACGCGCAUGGAAAGCUGUACAUCUCAGCGAAGCAAAAAGGCCGCUUCCAGCACUCGAGCUUCCUCUCCGGCGCCGCCACCAAAGCCGCCGGCCGGUUACAAUGCGACCACGGGACGCUCAAGCUGAUGGAGGCGCACAGCGGGCAUUACCACCCGACCAAGGAGAACUUCGACGAGUUGCUCCGGAUCCUGACCGAGACCGGCGUCGACCUGAGUCAAGCAAAGAUACAGUACGUAUCAGACGACCUCCUCGGUGCUGAAGCGGGCAGCACAAGCCGCAGGGAAGACCCUAGCAUCACUUUCGUGCUCGAGCCGGGCGCCGCCGACGCAGAAGUAGAGUCGGCCGUUGAAGAUUCUUCCGUGUUCAGCGGCACGAGAAACGAAGAAUGUAGUACAGGCCCAGCUCCUACGAAGGAACGGGCCAAUGGAUCGAAGACUUCACCCGACUCUGUCAUACGCCGUACAUUUUAAGCCGCAAUUUCGGACGAAGAGCUCAGGAGAACUUGAGAAGCACUCCUUAGCUUCAGGAAAACCUUAAAAGCAGAAGGAGGGCAAGAGAAGGGGAGUCUGAUGACCUUCAUUGUUCAUACAUAUUUACAAAAGUUGUGCUUAUGUGUACUCUGUGUUAUGCAGUAAUUAUAGGUUCAGGAC